AUGAGAUGGAGGAAUAUUUUUGAGAUUCAGCUCCCGAUUCGAAGUUAUGUAUAUAAAAAUGGCUUCUGGUGGUCGACAGAGACGGUUUGCUCAUUUUUUGGUAUAAUGUUUGCUUCAAUGGUUCGGGAGAGCCUUGCCUCGAUGGCGUGGAUAAUCAAUUAUAAUAAGCAGCUUCUCUGCGAAGCGAUGGCUACGAUCGAAGUGCUUCGUUAUAUCCCAUCGGACAGACAAUUGCUGGCAGCCUCUUCCCGAACGAUGACGGUUAUAAACCUGGACGAAUUUAGGGUGACUAGGGCUGCCUUUCUCCCGGAAGUAUGCCCGCUGACGGUACUACCAGACCCAUACUAUGAGCCUUGGGAGUAUACCGCGAGCCGCCUGCCCCAAUUGCUUGAGUGUGGUAGCUUAAGAAGCACCGUCGAAGCACUCCCAGUUCUCUGUACAGAGCCCUACGUAGUCCUGGCAUAUAUGGCCCAUGCCUACAUCUGGGGAGGCGAUGAGCCCAAGGAGGUUCUUCCUCCGCAAAUAUGUGGGCCAUUCUUGCGUGUGUGUGCCCAAGUUGAAAUACCUCCCGUGCUGACCUGUGCUGCCGCGAAUCUCUGGAAUUUCUCCUGCUCGGGGAAUGAUUUCUCCAGGUUGGAUGAUCUCCAGGCACUCAUAUCGUUUGCUGGAACCGAGACAGAAUCAUGGUUCCUUACCGGCGGCGUUGCCAUCGAAGCAACGGGUGCAAAGGUCGUACAACCUUUGCAAAAAGCACUGCAGGCCGUAGAGACCCGGGAUUAUAUGGUCAUUAUUAGAGGCCUGGAGGCAUUGAAGCUAUGCAUCGAUGAUAUGACAGCUUUGCUGAUGAGGAUGUACGAGAGAUGCGAUCCCAUGACCUUCUGUCAUCGAAUUCGGCCAUUCUACGCUGGCAGCAAAAACAUGGCAACCGCCGGCUUGCCAAGAGGUGUCUUCUAUGAUGUAGGGGAUGGCAAAGGUGAAUGGAAAAAGUUCCAAGGCGGAAGCAACGGCCAGAGUUCUCUCAUUCAGUUCUUCGACUUGGUGCUAGGUAUCGAGCAUAACGACCCGGCCAAGCCCAAGCGGGAAAUUUUCCAUAUGGAGGCGCGGGAUUGCAUGCCUGGCCCACAUCGACGGUUUCUUCAACAUGUCAGUAAGACGGGUAGUAUACGGGAACUGGCACUCUCGGGCGUACCAGCUUCAGAUGAGCAGCGUCGUCUCAAAGCCGCAUAUUUGGCUGCAACGGAUGCUCUGAGCAACUUCCGCACCAAGCAUAUCCAGAUUGUCACCAGACUCAUUACUCUACCGUCUAAGAAGGCACCUAAGGGUCUAAAAGGGGUCGGGACUGCGAGAACGGCGAUUCUGCCUUUCUUAAAGCAGGCUAGAGAUACAACAGCGGCGGCCGGGCAAUGCCAAUGA
Messenger RNA from Microsporum canis CBS 113480, 1413 nucleotides. RefSeq names its product indoleamine 2,3-dioxygenase pyrrole 2,3-dioxygenase. The record is from RefSeq and is a predicted model, not a curated record. Gene Ontology annotation, biological process: 'de novo' NAD+ biosynthetic process from L-tryptophan. The transcript is spliced from 4 exons. Bases 1 to 1413 code for a protein of 470 amino acids. NCBI's taxonomy places the organism in Eukaryota, Fungi, Ascomycota, Eurotiomycetes, Onygenales, Arthrodermataceae. Gene Ontology annotation, molecular function: heme binding; indoleamine 2,3-dioxygenase activity; metal ion binding. Gene Ontology annotation, cellular component: cytoplasm.